Babesia bigemina is the source of this 957-nucleotide messenger RNA. RefSeq lists its product as hypothetical. NCBI's taxonomy places the organism in Eukaryota, Apicomplexa, Aconoidasida, Piroplasmida, Babesiidae. The transcript has a single exon. The record is from RefSeq and is a predicted model, not a curated record. The coding region runs from base 1 to 957 and encodes 318 amino acids.
AUGAAGUGCGUUCUUUCUUUGGCUAUUCUGGCUAUCAGCCAGAUCAGGCUCAUUGCAGCUGCGCCGCAGCAGGAGGCGGGUCGUGAGGCACAACAGCAGGCUGUCGAGGCCAGCGCUAAGGUUCAAGACAUCAAGUACACUGAUAUCUUUACUAGCACCGAGAAGCGUUUCACGGUCGUCAUGAAAUUGAUGAAAGAUGAUGGCUUCAAGGCAGAAUUGCUAACAGCGGUACACGGGGCCAUCAGCCGUUCUUCAAAUGAUCUUUUUCAGAAAUGGGCCGAAGUUCUGAGCGCUGCAUACCCGCAAAGAUUUGAGGGUGCUGUGGCUCGGUCUACCCUGCCAAGUUGGCUGAAAUCCACUGCCGUCAAAACUAACAGCGAUCAAGCAAAUAAGGUGAAAGAAGCUUUGACCGAAGUUGGUAAAAGUGUUCAUACAUUGUUGACUCAGCUUUUCGGCGAAUAUGCUAAGAAAAUCGAAACCGAAAAGGCUGAAGUACCUCAAGGCGCCGCGUCAGGCGUAGCCGGCUCUUCAACGGGACUAGCACUUACUCAAGCAGCUGCAAACACAUCGGACAAUGAUGACUUGUUGAACUUGCGUUUCGUUAUGACUCCAUUUAAGGAUGACCUUUACGCAUUGUACAAUUCGAUCAAGGACAUGCCAACCUCGAACGACAACGACAAGACGGCUAUUAAGACCAAGGUGAUGGAAUGGGUGAAAGAAAAAGUGCCUAGUGUUGAACCCAUAGAAGCGAUUGAUGGUCAUGCAGUGCAGGGUCAAUUGAAAAAAAUUAUCGUCACCGACACUCAUCUGACCGACUCUGUUAUCUCUAUCGAAUCCUACAACCAAAUGGACACCGAUCUUACGGAAGCCUUUGAGAAGUGCAAGAACAUGAAUGCUGCAAGCUUCGGCACUAUCGGUCUGCUCUUGGCGGCCGUCCUCGCCUUCACCAUGUGGUAA